UAGUAAUGCCAACUGCGUCUUCUUCUUCUUUUGUUUCUCGCAAUUCUCGGCCAGACUUUAGCGAAUGAUCCCUUUCUUUCUUGGCUUCUUACGUGCGGCGUAAUCCUAGAAAGUUUCCGUUGAGAAGAGUCAGUCUUUGAGAGAAGAACUCUCUAACAUCCGGUGUGCAUGAUAGUUUCGCACAUCGAGUACUUUUAUCUUUGAUUUGAUGCUGCUUAUGCCUUAGCGAAGUCAUUUGGUGUUGAGGUUCUCCCUGAGGUCUGGAAACACUCUUUGCAACUUGCAGCGAUCUAAUUUUCGAAUCGUGUUCACAGAUAAAGCUAUUAUGUGUUAUUGGACUGGAUUUUGGUAUUCCUGACCCAAUCUCCUAAGUAUCUCCUCUUUGUCAACAUGUGAAAAGAAGAGUGUAGGUAUGUUCACCAGCAUCAGUUUGUAGUGGGGCGAACACACAAGGAGACAUGGCCUUUUCCUCCUUGCUGUUGUUAUCUUGUGGUUGCGGUGCAUAUGUUGAAUGAGCCCAAACGGCUUGGGAUAUGCUUUCAGAGGAGCAAAUGCAGAAACCUAUCACUACGGGUUGUGAGGAACUUGAUACAAUACUUGGAGGUGGAAUACAGUGCAAAGCAGUAACUGAAAUUGGAGGAAUUCCAGGAAUUGGUAAAACACAACUUGGGAUUCAGCUAGCAGUCAAUGUCCAAAUUCCUGUUCAAUAUGGUGGUCUUGGUGGAAAGGCAGUUUACAUAGAUACAGAAGGCAGCUUCAUGGUUGAACGUGCACACCAAAUUAUUGAAGGAUGCAUUGCUGAUUUAUUUGAAAAAUUUGAGCAUAGGAAGCAGUCUUUAGUGUGCCCAUACAUAUUGCAACCUAACAGCUUCCUGGCUAAUAUAUUCUACUUCCGCGUCUGCAGUUAUACUGAGCAAAUUGCAGCUGUUAACUAUUUGGAGAAAUUUCUUGAAGAACAUAAAGAUGUGAAGAUAAUUGUUGUGGACAGCAUCACUUUUCAUUUUCGUCGAGAUUUUGAUGAUUUGGCUAUGAGAACUAGAGUACUUGGAGGGAUGUCAUCGAAGCUGAUGCGAUUUACAAAGAAGCAUAACUUGGCUGUUGUUUUGCUGAAUCAAGUUACAACAAAGUUUGUGGAUGGCUCAUUUCAGUUGACUCUUGCUCUUGGUGAUAGUUGGUCUCAUGCAUGCACCAAUCGGAUCAUUCUAUACUGGAAUGGUAAUGAACGACACGCAUAUAUCGAUAAGUCUCCAUCUCUUCGAUCAGCCUCCGCACCCUUCCAGGUUACAAGUAAAGGUAUUCGAAAUGUCACUUCAAAUUGCAAGCGUGUCAGGAUGAUGUGAAGACAGAUGUGAUUCGAAGAGAAGAUGAUAACUAGAGACUAGAGUUGUUUCGUUCAGUUUCAUAUAUUAUAAAUUGGAUUAUUAACUGAUGUCGAAAACAAAGAUAACUCGAGGAGUUUCUUUCAGAUACCUGGAACUGCUUCCACAAUGUGGUACUUGUAAUGUAUUAAAUGAUAAAUUAGUUAGUGUUA
Molecule: messenger RNA, 1531 nt
Organism: Zingiber officinale
Lineage: Eukaryota; Viridiplantae; Streptophyta; Magnoliopsida; Zingiberales; Zingiberaceae
Product: DNA repair protein RAD51 homolog 3-like
Exons: 8
Coding region: 534-1340 (268 amino acids)
Biological process (GO): meiotic DNA recombinase assembly; reciprocal meiotic recombination; DNA repair
Cellular component (GO): Rad51C-XRCC3 complex; Rad51B-Rad51C-Rad51D-XRCC2 complex; replication fork
Molecular function (GO): crossover junction DNA endonuclease activity; ATP binding; ATP-dependent DNA damage sensor activity
Source: RefSeq, a predicted model, not a curated record